AUGACAUCACAAUCACUUGUCAAGAUAAAGGAUCUCCGCCUCUUCACACCACAAUUAAGUGACAGGAUCCAUCAGUAUUUACUAAUUGUUAUUGUUUUGGUGGCUGUGACCCUAGCCGUGCCCAUUACAGCAGGUCUUUCAAUCUGCUGUAUUCGAUGUAACGAUCGCAGAAAGGCUGCACGCAAAGCUGCUGCAGUUAAACUACCCAAGAAAACCUUUAACCAGCAAAGACAUUUGAUUGUCCACCCACAUUUGGCUGCUGCUUGGUCUGAUGCUCCAGUUGUGAGGGGAUCUGCACCAAAUCGAGCAAGGCCUCCUCCACCAGUUCGACAAAAACGUGCAGUGCCCUCUAGUGAUAAAUAUGCGAAAGGACGGAAAAGUUCUGUCUUAUCAACAAGGCUCCAAAAAGUUACUGAUGUCAUUUAUCAGGAAAUUGAUGAUGUUGAUGGAAAUGACCAAAGGCAGUUUAUGAUUGCCGAUUCUCAAAGACAAUUGAUUACAACUCACACUGACAGUGAAGACGCUUGGAGUGAUGGAGAUAUACGAGGAACCAGGCAGCCACCAGUUGUCACAAAUGCAGAUUAUGUUGAACCUCGUCAGACAAAUGAAAAUCAAACCCAGAACAGAUACAUGGAACCUGUACAGCAGAAGUUCUUUUUCCCUGAAGAUAAGAUUAUUAGUUCAAGGAGAUUUAAUAGACCAAAUAUUGCUCAUGUUCCUGAUUGUAGCCAGUGGCUUGAUGCCAGUCCUUCGACAGUGGACAGUGGCAUUUCUGAUAUGCAAUGA
This is a messenger RNA of Acanthosepion pharaonis, 786 nucleotides long. The record is from the annotation of a GenBank genome assembly. Lineage: Eukaryota; Metazoa; Mollusca; Cephalopoda; Sepiida; Sepiidae.